Messenger RNA from Musa acuminata subsp. malaccensis (wild Malaysian banana), 1232 nucleotides. The record is from RefSeq and is a predicted model, not a curated record. NCBI's taxonomy places the organism in Eukaryota, Viridiplantae, Streptophyta, Magnoliopsida, Zingiberales, Musaceae.
CAGACCUCUCCCUUGCAUCUGUGUCCUGUACAUGUCUCUUGCUCUUGGACAAUAAAAAUAUUUGUGCAUAGACUAUAAAUGCAUGGUAAUAAUAGUUACAUGCUUCUCAACUCUCAGCACUGCAUCAUCACCACAUCUCUCCUCUUCCGCUACCUCUCACAUAUAUGGCACAGCAUCACCCACAAGCUCGGGCUUGGGAGUCAGCCAUGCUUCUUCACCACCGUUAUUACCAUCAUCUCUACCACUCGGAGCAGGAGGAAGCCCCACAUGAGAGAGAACACAUGUUUGAGAAGCCCCUCACACCAAGCGACGUAGGGAAGCUCAAUAGGUUAGUCAUACCGAAGCAGCAUGCCGAGAGGUACUUCCCACUCGACGGCGGCUCGGCGGAGGGAGGCCUUCUGCUGAGCUUCGAGGACGAGUCAGGCAGGGUGUGGUGGUUCCGGUACUCGUACUGGACCAGCAGCCAGAGCUACGUGCUCACGAAAGGGUGGAGCCGCUUCGUCAAGGAGAAGAAGCUGGACGCCGGCGAUGUCGUCCUCUUCGAACGCCCGCGGUUCGGGGGUCGGGACCAUUUCUACAUCGGUUGCCGGCGUCAAAGCCCGCCGCCGGCUCACUCCAUGACCGUGCCCGACGGUCCAGAGCCGCUGAGCCCGGUGUACCACGCUGCUGCUUGCUCGUAUCCGGCGAGCAACACAGUAACACAAGACUGUCUUCUUCAUGAGGAGGAACGGAGCAACGCGGAGCGAGACGAGGCGAUUGAGACUCUUCGGCGUAAAUUUCGACUGCGGGCCGGAGCCGGAGCCACAGCCUAUGACCUCAGCCUCAUGGUUCUUGCCAGGAAAUGCUUCCAGUUCUCAGCUAUAGGAGGUCCAUCCUCUCCUCUUCCGAAUGGCAUUGUUGAUUUGACUUGCGAGGGCACUGGGCACUGGGCACUGGGCACUGGUGGAGGUGGGCAGGUGGAAAGAGAAGCGUCGGAAAAGAGGAGGGGAGGGGAGAAGAAAUCCCUGGAUUUCCGGGCAUGCGAUCUCUGCGUCCCUUUUCAUUUUCUCUUCAACGAUUCCACUGUAGACGACCUGUCGGGUCUGAUGGAUGGGAUAUCUGGUGAUGUUUCAGGAAACAUCAGAUCCAAUUUGCCUUCCAUGUCUCUGAAGAAAGAAGAAAAGAAUCUGAUGAGGCUUCCUGUACAUGUUGCAGUUCACCUGCACUUUCUCUUUCUUUCCUGCAUGAAAUGA